This is a messenger RNA of Argiope bruennichi, 1483 nucleotides long. RefSeq names its product serine/threonine-protein phosphatase 6 regulatory ankyrin repeat subunit B-like. Gene Ontology annotation, molecular function: protein binding. Gene Ontology annotation, cellular component: cytoplasm. NCBI's taxonomy places the organism in Eukaryota, Metazoa, Arthropoda, Arachnida, Araneae, Araneidae. Bases 118 to 1353 code for a protein of 411 amino acids. The record is from RefSeq and is a predicted model, not a curated record. The transcript has a single exon.
CAUCCUCAUAAAAUAUUUCUGCGGAAGAUCAUACGCCUAAUUGCAGUUUAAAGGGUAAUUCUAACCAACUUAAGUUCAAAAUAAAUACCCAAUAUUCGAUUUCUUCAAGGUCUGGAAAUGAAUUGCCAAUGUCCUAAUUGCAGCAUCCGCAAAAUGAUUUUUAAAGCAAACGAUGAUACGGAAUUGCAUCGUUUAGUUAUAUGCAAAGAAGUUAAGCUCAACUCGAUUCGCAUGUUGCUGAACAGAGAAGAUCCCAAUGCUCGAGAUGCUCACUAUGACACGCCCCUUCACUUGGCAGCCAUUACUGAUAAUUAUGAAGUAGUAGAAGAAUUGAUUAAAGCUGGAGCAAACGUGCAGGUCUGGAACUUAGCCCAAAACACGCCACUGCAUAUAGCCGUACUUCACUGCAAUCGAAAAGUCAUCGAAGUAUUAUUGCAAUCAGGUGCUGAUGUGAAUUCUGAAAAUGUGCUUCGAAACACUCCAUUGCACUUGGCCGUUAAGUCUUCGUUGUACAUGAAAAAGAAACGUCACGACAAACUGAUAGUUCAAAAGCUCAUACAGGCUGGAGCAGAUGUAAACUGCAUUAAUAAGUUCAAUGAAACGCCACUUUUUCGAGCUGUUGAGACUGGAGAUUUUGAAAUCGUUCAAAUAUUGUUGACAUCUGGUGCGGAUACCAAUAUUUACGAUAAUAAUUCCAUCUCUUGUCUACAUAUAGCUCUUUUCAAACUUCAUCCAAACCAAACGUUAAUAGAGGAGCUUAUUAAGUAUGACGCAAAUAUUUACUGCAAAGAUAAAUGGUUUAGGACUCCACUAGACUUGGCUGUUCUACGGUAUUUCGAUGAUCCUUCAGAUGAACUUAAAACUGCUAAGGCAUUAAUAAAAAUGAGUGUUUUGGUGCAUCCAAAGGAACCUAUCGAUAUAUGCAGAAUAGUAGAAAAAAUGGUCGUUCACAACUUGUAUGAAUUCCAUAAAGUAUGUUCUAUUACAGUGCGCAGAAUGAUGGCAUUUUGGAUUACUGAAGACAUCUCUCUGCACGAUUUCGCUUUAAGAGGUUUGAAAUGCAAAAUCUUCAGUUGCAACAAGUUGCCAGAAAAAAUAUACUCCAAGGUUUUAGUUGCUUUGUUGAAGGGAAAAUGCGGUGUCUACAGCGAUAUCGUAGAAUGUUACAUUCCUGAGUUAUAUUUGAAGGAGGUAAUAAUGAACUUCAGCAUCAGAGUAAAAAACGAAACGAAUAAAGGUGACAUUGAACUAUUGAGUGAUGUGGUACGGUUAAUUUGCGAUUACUUGAACAGAACUGAUUUGUUGCGAUUGAUUCAAGCAUCUUUAAUGACUCAAUCUUAUCAAGCAGAAUAAUCAAGUUACUAUAACGCAAGAAAUUAUUUUAUGAGAGAUUGAGAUGUAAUUUAUUUAUUGUUCAGACACAGAAAAGUGCUUCUAAUGCAAUUUUAUUAUAUUUAUUUUUACAAAUCAAUUAUUAAAUUAU